UCCAAACCCACUCAAAUAACCAGGCUCUUCGCUCUGACAUUACAAGCAAAUUAGCACUAAUAACAAGGGACUCUGGGAUUGUAGGCCAUUCCCAACAAGCUGGUUGGACCGUGCUAUCUAUCUAUUCCGCUAUACCACGGCUAAUCGGCGGCAAACCACACCGCAAGAAAACACGACGGCAAAAAUUACUGGAACUGAUUAUUGCGUUUAAUAGACGAUCAUAACUGUCGCCUAGGACAGGGCUAUUCAGGCUGUGCUCUCCUGUUUAUUGUUAAAUUGCUCCUCAUUACUUGGACGUUCGCCCGCAAUGUGUGUUAAUCUCCAAACUUCAAAACUUUCGGAUGCCAACUAAGAAUUCCGGAUUAUCCCUUGGAGUACUGGCCAAUUGAUAUCAAUUUUUUUUUCGGACAAAGGAUUAUCGGAUUAACGGAUUCACGGUUGGUUGAGAUGAAGCAAGCCAAGCGUGGUUAGUAAAGUUUGAUCACGUGAUCACAAAGUAAAGUAAAAAAACAACAACGAAAUCUUCACGUUGUUGUUGCUUCGUUAAAUUAAAUAACGAAUUGUUCUAUAACUUCGUAAACCAUGUCUGAAAAAAGCGGAUGAAAACACAUCUUCAGAAACAUAUUCCAAGGAUUUGUAUGUGCGUGUUCAAUUUUAACCACCCGCUGAUGAAGACAAAUUUCAGAAACAUCCCGCCCAACAAAAUAUAUCGUGCCAUGUUUUAGAUAGGGAAUACAAACACCACUUUACAGCUCUAUAACCAGUGAACGCGUGGAUAGGUGAAUUCAGUUUUGUUCACCCUUCGAGCGCGGGUUCGAAUCCACCUGGCGCUGGUCAUUUCGUGCUGUGCCCGUGUGCUCACCACCGCUUCACUACGGCCAUUUCACCUGGUGUUGAGGCUCUCCUAGGGGAAAGAAUUGAGGACCAAAAGUACGUCGUGGAGCCGCCAUUUGGGCCGUGUGGGAACUCGUACUUCUCCCCGAGUUACCGCCCGCCCCUGGCGACAAUGCUGAACAUGGCUUCCGGGAUGGACAGCCUGGACCAGGACAUGAUGAAGCAGCAGUCCGCCUUCAUGGAGCUUCAGCAGCAGUCAGGGGGGCUCCCCCACUCCAUGGGCCACCACCCGGCCUACCAGAUACGGUCGCAGUACGCGGGGGGCCACCCCCAGCACCCGCAGAGCCACGACUCAGUUUUUUCGGGGCCCCAGCACGGCAGGGGACUCGGGUACCCGUUUGGGAUGAACGGGAUGUCGGGAUCGUACAAUACAGCCCCGUCUCAUCCGUUCUCUGUCAGUCCUUAUCAGACGCCGUCACCCCCACGAGAUGACAAAAGUCAAGUGGACGACCAGUUAAGGAUAAACGGAAAAGGGAAGAAGAUGAGAAAACCGCGCACCAUAUACUCCAGUCUACAGCUUCAACAGCUCAACAGAAGGUUCCAGAGAACUCAGUACCUUGCACUGCCUGAACGUGCGGAGCUGGCCGCGUCUCUUGGACUUACCCAAACACAGGUCAAGAUCUGGUUUCAGAACAGGAGGUCAAAGUACAAGAAAAUCAUGAAACAGGGCGGCGCCCCUCCACCCCAGCCCCCCUGCUCCCAGCAGUCGUCGCAUCAGGGCUCAGCCCCGUCCCCGCCACAGUCCAUGGUGGGGAGCAUCAAACAGCAGCAAGCCUCGUUCCUCGACGAUGGACCACAGGGGUCGGACAUGCACCCCGGCUCACAGGGGUCGCCCACCCCUCAACACAGUCUUCAACACCCGCACCCCCAGGGGACGCCGACCCCGAUGAUGUCGGCGUCGUCGCCCAUGAACCAGCAGGGCAACGUCCUGUCGUGGUCUGAGCUCAACUCCGGCCCGCCCUCGGGCCACCCCCACGGGCAGCACCACGCCCACCAGCAGAUCGGCAACGCCUACAUGUCUCACUACUCCUCCUGGUACAGCCAAAACAACCUGCAACAUCAGCAGUCGUUACUAACAUAAACCACAACCCAGCAUCUCACACACACCAAAAAUUACAACAACAAAAAUGCUGUUGCGUCAUUGAAUUGUCUUAACCAUGACGUCACCAAAAAAAAUCCUCGUCAUCGACCUCCAUUACAGACUGACGUCACACAUUUCAAUUAUCACAUUUUGAACUAUAUCACUUAUAACUGUCAAUUCUACAAGAUUAGGGAGUGUCUAUAGUACUCAAGCACCCCUUAAACCAUUUUCUUUUUCCGCACACCGGAAAAAAAAACCCUAUACAUUAUAACGAGAAAUACAACAUUGAAACUUGUAGCAUGAAGUCUUGAUGUACAAGACUGUGUGAUAAAUGGACGAAACGGAACUAUGGGAUGCAUGGUGUAUGGGAUCGAAUGACGUCAUAUCCGGAAGGAAAUUUUUACACAAAAAUUCACCCAAUCGGGUGACAGUUCUACUGAACAAUUAGCAGCUGGUAAACUGUACCUGUUUGAUUUUAAUUUCUUAAAUAAUAUAAUUCAUUAUUAGUUUGUGAUUAUGAUUAGUUAAUUAAUUAUUGGACUAAAUAAGCCUGGUUUGCAUCAGCAGGAAAAAUGUUUUCUUCUUCAGUAAUGACGCGCUAUUGAAGAUCUUUCUUGGACAAUGCACACAAUUCAUUUAAAAUCAAAUCUUCAAUAUUAAUGACAAUGAAAAAUAAUCAUAAAAAUGUAUUAUAAUUACAAUUAUAAUUUUCCUUCAUAAAUAUUGUACAAUUACUAAUGUGUUAAUUUUAAUUUUAUUCAGCCAAUCAGAAGUGCUAGUAUCUUGGUCGAGCAAAUCUGCCUUGUAUGGAGUUAUGUUCAAAUCGUUAUAUUUAUUUACAUUUCUCAAUGUCGUUUUGUGCUUUGGAUAUGUUUUUGUUGUACACUUGACCAGGCCUGACCUACAUGUACCCAUGGUAGAAGUUCCUGGGACAUGUGCCCAUGAUAGAGGAUUCUGGAACUUGUGCCCUGAUAGAAGUUAUGGGACAUGUGUCUUGAUAGAAGUUCCUGGGACAUGUGCCCAUGGUAGAAGUUCCUGGGACAUGUGCCCUGAUAGAAGUUCCUGGGACAUGUGCCCAUGAUAGAAGUUCCUGGGAUAUGUGCCCAUGGUAGAAGUUCCUGGGACAUGUGCCCUGAUAGAAGUUCCUGGGACAUGUGCCCAUGGUAGAAGUUCCUGGGACAUGUGCCCUGAUAGAAGUUCCUGGGACAUGUGCCCAUGGUAGAUGUUCCUGGGACAUGUGCCCAUGAUAGAAGUUUCUGCUACAUGUGCCCAUGAUAGAAGUUUGUGAGACAUGUGCCCAUGGCAGAAG
Physella acuta is the source of this 3284-nucleotide messenger RNA. Its product is annotated as homeobox protein Dlx1a. Gene Ontology annotation, molecular function: RNA polymerase II cis-regulatory region sequence-specific DNA binding; DNA-binding transcription factor activity, RNA polymerase II-specific. Gene Ontology annotation, biological process: embryo development; regulation of transcription by RNA polymerase II; cell differentiation. Lineage: Eukaryota; Metazoa; Mollusca; Gastropoda; Physidae. The record is from RefSeq and is a predicted model, not a curated record.